AUGAUACCAUUCGAAGAAGGCUACAACAGACGUAACGGUAUCCAAGAACCCGAUUGGAACGUCAUAGAACCUGAUAUGUGGGCCCAACAGGCAAAAUCGGGUUCAGAGCCCAGGAUCCAAAAAUCUACCGAGGAAUCCAUGGGAAGCAAUAAUUCUACGACAUCUACGGCUCCUAUAGAUCCCCCAGGUUCCACAGGUUCCACAGGUUCCACCGGUCCAUCAGAUCCUCCGGCCUACGUGCCACUCCAUGAUCCAAGAAACCAAUUGAGUUCAUUAGUCAAAAAUGCUCAAAACAACGAGGAGGCACUUCAACAAAGAAACCAACGAGUCAAACAGUCAAAGAUGAGAUCAAGAAAAGAAUUUGGGUGGUAA
This is a messenger RNA of Zygosaccharomyces rouxii, 372 nucleotides long. RefSeq lists its product as uncharacterized. The record is from RefSeq and is a predicted model, not a curated record. NCBI's taxonomy places the organism in Eukaryota, Fungi, Ascomycota, Saccharomycetes, Saccharomycetales, Saccharomycetaceae. The transcript has a single exon. The coding region runs from base 1 to 372 and encodes 123 amino acids.